Piliocolobus tephrosceles (Ugandan red Colobus) is the source of this 1074-nucleotide messenger RNA. RefSeq names its product nudix hydrolase 14 (gene NUDT14). Gene Ontology annotation, biological process: ribose phosphate metabolic process; nucleoside phosphate metabolic process. The transcript has 6 exons. Lineage: Eukaryota; Metazoa; Chordata; Mammalia; Primates; Cercopithecidae. The record is from RefSeq and is a predicted model, not a curated record. Gene Ontology annotation, molecular function: metal ion binding; UDP-sugar diphosphatase activity. Bases 214 to 993 code for a protein of 259 amino acids.
CGCUGCCCCGGGUUGGUCUUCGCUGCGGUCGCGACCCCCGCCUGUCCUGGCGCCGCCAUGGACCGCAUCGAGGGAGCGUCCGUGGGCCGCUGCGCCGCCUCACCCUACCUGCGGCCGCUCACGCUGCAUUACCGCCAGCCUGGGCAAGCCCCCAGCGUGGGAUGAGCAGCUCCUCUGGGCCUCGGAGUGGCAGAUGGGCUGAGCUUGCCGGAGAUGGGACCCCGUGGGACCCCAGGCCCAGCCCCCAAGAUGGGAGUGCAUCUCAGAAUCCGUCAGUUCCAGCCUCCCCCAGCAGGCCCAGCCCACACACCUGCCCACCCAGGGUGCAGGGGCCUGCCAGGGCGGUGUGCCCAGCGUGUGGGCAUGGGAAGGUGGAGGGUGGCCACAGGAGAACAGGACCACAGGAACGGUGCCCAGAAGUCCUGGGACUUCAUGAAGACGCAUGACAGCGUGACCGUUCUCUUAUUCAACUCGUCUCGGAGGAGUCUGGUGUUGGUGAAGCAGUUCCGGCCAGCUGUGUAUGCGGGCGAGGUGGAGCGCCACUUCCCAGGGUCCCUAGCAGCUGCAGACCAGGACGGGCCCCGGGAGCUGCAGCCAGCCCUGCCCGGCUCAGCGGGGGUGACGGUUGAGCUGUGUGCCGGCCUUGUGGACCAGCCUGGGCUCUCGCUGGAGGAAGUGGCUUGCAAGGAGGCUUGGGAGGAGUGUGGCUACCACUUGGCCCCGUCUGAUCUGCGCCGGGUCGCCACAUACUGGUCUGGAGUGGGACUGACUGGCUCCAGACAGACCAUGUUCUACACAGAGGUGACAGACACCCAGCGUAGUGGUCCAGGUGGGGGCCUGGCGGAGGAAGGUGAGCUCAUUGAGGUGGUGCACCUGCCCCUGGAGGGCGCCCAGGCCUUUGUAGACAACCCGGACGUCCCGAAGACCCUCGGCGUCAUCUUUGGUGUCUCGUGGUUCCUCAGCCAGGUGGCCCCCAACCUGGAUCUCCAGUGAGACUCCAGGGUUCUAGACAGAGGCCAGUCUUGGCCACUUACCCUACACCCUGCACGCCCAAUAAAGGCUUACAUAGCUCCA